This is a messenger RNA of Cryptotermes secundus, 3045 nucleotides long. RefSeq lists its product as uncharacterized. Lineage: Eukaryota; Metazoa; Arthropoda; Insecta; Blattodea; Kalotermitidae. Bases 185 to 1216 code for a protein of 343 amino acids. Gene Ontology annotation, molecular function: ribonuclease P RNA binding; ribonuclease P activity. Gene Ontology annotation, cellular component: ribonuclease MRP complex; nucleolar ribonuclease P complex; fibrillar center. Gene Ontology annotation, biological process: tRNA 5'-leader removal. The record is from RefSeq and is a predicted model, not a curated record. The transcript has 7 exons.
UGUAUCCGGUGAGAAAUGUGUUAUGUCGGUUGAACAUAUUGUGUUUUUGCAAGGUUUUUGUUCAACUGUUUCUAGCCUGUACCUCAAGACUGUGUUUACGGUGGUCGACACGAGGCAACCCUAAGGGUUCCGAGAGGCACUGUACGAGACGGAAUGACUGAAUGGACACACGGCUUGGCCAGGCAUGGAACAACCUGAAACUUCAGUACUGACAGAGAAACAGGAAAGAUUUGCGCUGUCAGGCAAGAAGAAUAAGAAGAGGGACAGACAUGGCCACACUGUGAUUGCUUCACCAUAUGAUCCUUAUUGGCCGGUGCUGGCAGAAGAUGCUGAAGUGGAGUUGAACCAGCUGCUGUUAAGCGUCUUACAUCCAGUCAGGAGACCUGUCAGUAAAGUGAACUGGUCUGAGUUGAGGAAGGUGCCACUUAAGCAGCGUCGGGAGGUGAGGCAGAAGUUGCAGCAGGAAUCCAAUGCUGACUUCUCGUCUGACCGCAGUGAGGAACUGAGACGGUGUAUGUUCCUGGGUGUGAAUUCUGUGACACGUGGUCUGGAGUCUGCAUCAGUUGGCUUUGUAUUGCUUGCACAAGAUGCGGACCCCAAAAUACUUGUAAGCCACAUCCCCACCAUGUGUGCCAUGCAGGGUGUCCCCAUCCUCAUCAUGCCUUCUCUGCGAUCGAUUGUCAAUACUGCCCUUGGUUUCUCCUGUAUAGCUCUUGGUGUCAAAAGAUCUGCUGUGGAGUCAGAGGGCAGCCAUUUCCACAUGCUGUUCAAGGCAGUAUCUGAACAGUGCAACAAGAUUCCUGUGCCAGACCCCUUGCCUGCCUUCUGUUAUGCUGUACUGCAUGGCCCAAGUGAUGAUGAAGCAGAGCAACCAUCAGUGCCACAGCCCACUCAAGUGAAAGUCAGCACAGAUAUCUACAAAUACCGCAGUUCCAAGAAGACGCGAGCCUUUGUUCCUGAAUUGCCACCUGAACCUCAGCCAUCUGCAGACUACCUGUCCCUGGAUAUAUCUACCACCUCCAACAAAGCAACAUGCAGUAGUUCUGUCAGGAAGUUGUCAGAUGAACCACUGGCUGUGCAGGACAAAGAAGAGGUCAAAGGCACUCAGACGAAAUGUAAGCAAGUGGAGUUUCAUUAUCAGCCAUUGAGACUGAAGCAAACAAUACCCAAUCCCAAGAAGAUAAGGAAGAAGAAGCUCAAGAAAAUGAGAAAGUAACCUGAUGCCUUUGGUCGGAUAAAAUUCCAUGACAAUUUCCCCCCCCCCCUAAAAUUUGUCAUUAAUCCUCUCUGUCCUGGGUUCUGGUUGUGCUUUAUGCCUGACCAGCCAGUAGACUGAUAUGUCACUAUAAUUGAUCCUUUAUUAUCCUUUUUAUUACCAAUCGCAUUCCUGCUAACUACAGAUUAAUUUGGUAUGAAAAAAUAUAAAAAGUCCUACCUCCUGCUGUUGAUAUGUGCAGACUGCUAGAAGAGAUGUCAAAGCAUGUAAAGAACGAAGGUAUAAUACUCAGUACACACUCAUAACAUGAUGUAAAUUUGUAAAGUUUCUGGCAAAAGGCCUGAUGGUUGGUUGGUACAGGAGUGUUAUGAUGUCUGAAGUUUUCUGAUAGAGGAGAAGAAUGGUUUAAUGUUCUCAGACUCACUGGGUUCGGUUUGGUUCUUGUGUGUGACCACCAGAAUUAAAAUUAAAAUACCUGUAGGUGAGAUGAAAAACUGCAAAUCACACCUUCCAUGUGUAAGAGGCAGUGUGGAGAGGGCUACCAAGGCAGGAGGAUAUUUUGAACGUCAUUUGAUUGGUGGAGGUUGGGGCAGUUAAUAAAAACAUUACAUUUUAUCCUGUGAUACCUUUGUUCCCUGUAUCACAAAAUCCAAUUUUGUAAUUGUUUUCACAUUGAAACCAUUUUAGGAUCGGGUGUGGAAGAGACAGAAUUGAACGAGUACACCCCUGAGGGAAGUUACGACAUUUAUUUCUUGAGAUCUGGUAGCCCGACUGAUCUUGUUACAUACGAAUUGUAGAGAUUACAUAAUUUUGUGCACAAUUUCUCCAAUAUCUGAAACCGAAACAUAAUCCCAGGGCACCUUCUAAAACAUGGAAUAAUCUUUUACAUACAGUGUGCCACAAUUCCAUACAGAUGUUGGGAGUUUUCUUUGGUGCUGGAGGGAGGUGAAGGGUCAGCUUCAAGCUCCAUCUACUUGUACCCAUUGGAUAACACAUAUAUAUGUAUAAAGGGUCAUCAUAGUUGUUUCACAUGACUAAUUAAUUCCAUGGAGCAUGGUCUCUGAGAUGCUGUAAUUCGGCUGGGUAAGAAAUUCCUCGCUAACCCUAAGUUUCAGUACCAUGUUCACUAGAACCUAUCACUGGAUUAUAUCCUGAUCCAGCUGAACCUAGUCCGUAUCCUCAUUCCCUUUGUCUUCAAUAUUGUCUUCCCAUUUAUGUAUAGGCCCUCCAAGCAGUCUCUUCCCUUUAGGUUUUGUUGCUGCAGGAUGCACCUUCUUGUUGCUAAGAUAUGAACACCACAGUCUCACUGAGCACAUGAGUUUGUUAAUAAAGGAAGCUUGAGUGUUAGCGUUUGGAAAGCCACAAUGCCUCUUGGUGUUAAUCCCCUGACCUUGUUUCCCUGCAGGUUUGGCAGUUCAGUAAUUUCUUUCAUAAUAGACAGACAAUGGAAUAACAGGUAUUAAAAAUACUUGUCGGAAUGAAGAGAUUUGUGUCUUUUGGGCUCAUGUAUGCUGGCAGAUAUGUACUAGUAAUUCAGAGGAACCUGCUACUUGCAUCUUUAUGGUACCCCCACCUAGGUGGAUAAUAUCCCAGAAGACAGUAAUCCUUGUAGUCAGUAUUGUGAGAGCCCCAAAUCUCAAUUUUUAAUGUAACUUUUGUAACCUGCAGAAUAUUGACUGGUACCCUUAUCCUAAGGCUGACAAUAAAUAGCUGUUCCUCACAACUUUGCAGAAACUUUCUGGUGCUCUUAGAAAUGUGUUCUGUCGAUGCAUACUCAGUAUAGAGACUAUUUUUAUUAGAUAAAAUGGUUGCCAGAAAUUUGAUACUUG